GAAGGGGAUUUGGAUGAAAGACUUUGCGAAUUGGAUCUUAGAAGUGAUUCAGAUGUUCCUGAUGUUCCUCCACCAACAGACAGCACUCCAGAAAUCCUCAAGAAGCCUUUAUCAGGCUUGUCUGCCAGAUGGAAAAAUUGGUGGAUUCGUGGAAUUCUCAGUCUAGCUAUGAUUUCUGGGUUUUUUCUGAUCAUAUACCUGGGAUCAUUUAUGCUUAUGCUUUUGGUCCUAAGCAUCCAAGUGAAGUGUUACCAUGAAAUCAUUACCAUUGGCUACAGAGUCUACCACUCGUAUGAUCUACCAUGGUUUAGAUCCCUCAGCUGGUACUUUUUGCUGUGUGUGAACUACUUCUUUUAUGGAGAGACUGUAGCUGAUUAUUUUGCUACGUUUGUGCAGAGAAGAGAACAACUCCAAUUUCUCAUCCGUUACCACAGGUUUAUAUCUUUUGCACUCUAUUUAACAGGAUUCUGCAUGUUUGUUUUGAGUUUAGUGAAGAAACAUUAUCGUCUGCAGUUUUACAUGUUCGCAUGGACUCAUGUCACUUUGCUGAUCACUGUAACUCAAUCUCAUCUUGUCAUCCAAAAUCUCUUUGAAGGCAUGAUCUGGUUUCUGGUUCCAAUUUCAAGUGUUAUCUGCAAUGAUAUUGCUGCUUACAUUUUUGGAUUCUUCUUUGGCAGAACUCCACUAAUUAAGCUGUCUCCCAAGAAGACUUGGGAAGGGUUCAUUGGAGGCUUCUUUUCCACAGUUGUAUUUGGAUUCAUUUUUUCCUACUUUUUGGCUCAGCAUCAGUACUUUGUCUGCCCUGUGGAAUAUAACAGUGAAACCAACAGAUUUGUGACAGAGUGUGAACCUUCAGAGCUGUUUCAAAUGAAGAAGUAUUCUGUGCCACCACUGCUUCAGGCUGUGUUGGGAUGGGAAACAGUGAAUAUGUACCCGUUUCAGAUGCACAGCUUUGCACUGUCAACGUUUGCCUCAUUAAUUGGGCCAUUUGGAGGGUUCUUUGCCAGUGGCUUCAAGAGAGCUUUCAAAAUCAAGGAUUUUGCAGACACAAUCCCUGGACAUGGUGGGAUAAUGGAUCGCUUUGAUUGCCAGUACUUGAUGGCCACGUUUGUUCAUGUCUAUAUCACCAGUUUCAUAAGGGGUCCAAAUCCCAGCAAGUUACUGAAACAGCUGUUAAUACUUCAGCCUGAGCAACAACUAAGUGUGUACAAAACCCUGAAAUCUCACCUGGUGGAAAAAGGGAUCCUGCAGCCAUCUCUGAGAGGGUAG
This is a messenger RNA of Acanthisitta chloris (rifleman), 1269 nucleotides long. RefSeq names its product CDP-diacylglycerol synthase (phosphatidate cytidylyltransferase) 1 (gene CDS1). The annotation marks the transcript as partial. Gene Ontology annotation, cellular component: endoplasmic reticulum membrane. The record is from RefSeq and is a predicted model, not a curated record. NCBI's taxonomy places the organism in Eukaryota, Metazoa, Chordata, Aves, Passeriformes, Acanthisittidae. The transcript is spliced from 12 exons. Gene Ontology annotation, molecular function: phosphatidate cytidylyltransferase activity.